CCGAGAAAUCAAACCUCCCUCUGCAACUGCAUUCGCACACGCAGUCUUCUCUCAUAAAUCUCUGCAGCAAUCAAUCCAUAUCUCAAUCAAGCAAAUUCCAUAUUGUAAUCAAGUUUUCGGCGCCGCUUUCUCAUACGACGCCGUCACGCCGGAGGAAGAAAAUUUCGCCGCCGUUUAUUACGCCGCAUCUGCAGUUGACUCAUUGCGUCGAUUGAUCGUGUAUUUGGAGUCGGCGGUGGGCCUUACCUACAUGAACGAUGGAGCGGAGGAGUUUGAUGGAUUUUUUGUUCGUUAAUUUAGUGUGUGAGAUUUCUGUAUUGGUUUGAGUUUUAAUCGAGAGAGGGAGAGAUUAUGGGUAGUGUUCUCGACUCGACGCUGUUGCAUCAUGUGUGCAUUGUGCUGAUUGUGCUCUGGUUUCUGAAUUCAUUCAACUGGUGCCAUCCAAUUGCGUAUUUCCUCUCUCUGAUAUACCUUUAUUUGGUUCAUGAAUUAUAUGUGAUGAAAUUGAGAAAGAAAAUCCAGUUUGAGGAGAAGAGAGAGUCCGAUCAGAGACGGCUGCUUACAGAUUCUGAGUCUCUUAGAUGGUUGAAUCAUGCUAUUGAGAAGAUAUGGUCCGUCUGCAUGGAAGAGAUUGUUUCUCAGAAAAUUCUUCUUCCUAUUUUCCCGUGGUUCUUGAAAAAGUACAAGCCUUGGACAGUGUUCUGGUUUGCCUACAUUCAGAAAGAUAUCGAGCUUCAGCAUCUUUACUUGGGAAGAUCCCCUCCAAGGUUUACUGAAAUCAGGGUUCUUCACCAAUCCAAUGGUGAUGACCACUUGGUUCUUGAACUGGGUAUGAAUUUCCGUACUGCGGAUGAUAUGAGCGCUAUACUUGGUGUGAAACUAAGGAAGAGAUUGGGUUUUGGAAUGCAUACUAAAUUGCAUAUGUUAGGAAUGCAUGUUGAAGGAAAGGUAUUGGUUGGAGUUAAGUUCCGGCGUGGAUGGCCUUUUAUUAGUCGCUUGCGUGUGUGCUUUUCUGCACCACCAUAUUUUCAGAUGACUGUGAAGCCUCUAUUCACUCAUGGUCUUGAUGUUACAGAACUUCCUGGGAUAGCUGGCUGGAUAGAUAAUCUUUUGGCCCUCGUCUUUGAACAAACUCUAGUGGAGCCUAAUAUGCUGGUGGUUGAUGUUGAAAAAUUCGCGUCACCUAAACCAGAAAAUUGGUUCUCUGUUGACGCAAAGGAACCUGUAGCGUUUGUUACCGUGGCAAUUCUUGAAGCCACUGAAAUGAUCCCAUCGGACUUAAACGGAUUGGCUGAUCCAUAUGUUAAAGGACAGUUGGGACCUUAUAAAUUUCGAACUAGGACUCGGAAGAAAACUGUGUCACCAAAAUGGCAUGAGGAAUUCAAGAUUCCUAUCUUCACAUGGGAAUCAGAUAACAUGCUUCAUAUUGAAGUUCGUGAUAAGGACCACAUAGUUGAUGACAUGAUGGGAGAUUGUUGCGCAAACAUCAAUGAAUAUCGGGAUGGCCAGAGGUAUGACUUGUGGUUACCCCUCAAGAAUAUAAAGAGAGGAAGAUUGCGUCUUGCUAUAGCCGUGAACAAUUUAACUGGAAAGGUUGCAGAGUCUUCACCCGAUGAAGAAGAUGUUGGUGGUGAUAAAGGGAAAGAUGAUGCCUGUGGUGACAAAAGGAGAGCCUCCUUCGCGGAUGACUCAUCUCACAGAGGAUCGUUCUCAUCUACAAUAUCAGACAAAUCCCCAAAAGUCGCAGAUAGGUUUGACCCAAUUGACGUUGAAGGGCAGUUGGAGACUGGGAUUUGGAUCCACCAUCCAGGCAGAGAGGUCACACAAGUCUGGGAGCCGAGGAAGGGGAAGAAGAGCAAACAUCGUGAAAUCAGCAGACAAAUUCAAGGAGAGGGUGGUGAUUCAGUCGGUGGAAGGAUUUCUGGUCAGAACGAGAGCAGCAGCACUGAUGAGAGCUCGGAUUCUAACAAGUCGCGUUCAGGUAAUCCAGUUAAGAGGGGUUUAAAAAAGAUCGGUUCAGUAUUCAGACGGAGAGAUUCUGACAAGAUGAGCUCGCCUAGAGAAUCCGAACACCCCUCCCAAGAUAAUUUCAACAUCAGGGCAUCUAACCUCAAGAAAGGGGGCGUCAAGUUGAUAAUAGACAACUUCCUCGUGUCCCCACCUUCCACGACUCCGAAAGGUGAUGAGAAAGAGGUGCAGCCUCCGUCAUCCAAGACUCCGAAAGGCGAUGGCAGAGAGUCGCUUGAAGAAAUCCUACCAGAGAGCCCCAGCCAUAGGAACGGCAAGGACAUGGCUAAGAGCAUUUUAAAACACGCUGGAAGAUCUGCUCGCGAGUUGAAGCACUCAUUGUCUAGGAAAAUAAGAAAGCCGAAGGGCGAUAUGCCAGUAGAGUCGGAUUCCACAGAUGAUGAGUCGCUUUCAUCAUCCGUAGAUUCUGCAGUUACAGAUGCUGGUUUGGUCGUUUCAAGUCCAGCCAUUUCGCCUCCAGCGCCGGCCUCAGAUGAUCACUCGUUGAAGUUGAAGAACAAUGAUCAGACAGAAAACCUGCCCGGUGGAAACUAUUCCCAGACCGGUGAUAGAGCAGUUUCGGCCGGUGACAUGGUUUUGUAAUGUUUGUUUGAAACCUGCAGAGAGAGACACCAUCCAGGUGUCUGAGAGCAUGCUUGAAAAUGCAGAGACAGGAUUCUUGUAGAUCUGUUAUACUGUACAAUGUUGUUUUGAUAAAAACCAAAUACAGAAAUGUUUGGGUGUUUCAUCCACACAACUUUGCAUUUGAAAGUGUUUGUAUGAAUACAAAAUUUUCAACUA
Molecule: messenger RNA, 2808 nt
Organism: Salvia splendens (bonfire salvia)
Lineage: Eukaryota; Viridiplantae; Streptophyta; Magnoliopsida; Lamiales; Lamiaceae
Product: C2 domain-containing protein At1g53590
Exons: 12
Coding region: 352-2610 (752 amino acids)
Molecular function (GO): lipid binding
Source: RefSeq, a predicted model, not a curated record